Sclerotinia trifoliorum is the source of this 1045-nucleotide messenger RNA. Lineage: Eukaryota; Fungi; Ascomycota; Leotiomycetes; Helotiales; Sclerotiniaceae. The record is from the annotation of a GenBank genome assembly.
GUGAAGCUAGUCCAGCGAUGAACAAUUGACUUUCCACAUACGAUACUACAAAGCCGCGACAGAGAAAAGGAGAAUAGACGCGGGAUCUUUUGAGAAAGGAAGAAAAGACACCUAUCAAUAUGUCGGCCAAAUACGCAUUCUCGCAGACUUUGAAGGAAGUCAGGUUUUUAUUUUGUCAGACGGGUGCUCAUAGUGAUGCCACUAGGUAUGAUUUCCCCUCCUUGUCCUUCUUCCGGCUGGAGGCUUCUUCUUCUCUGAUACCUCCUAUAUUCUACAUGUUCCCCCUCGUCUCAGCUACAUAACUACAAUACUGCAAGGCCGAAUCUAAUAACCCCUCCAGAUCAUUCCUCGCAAGAACAUACCCAACGAUGAAAAAGCACAAUCCAAAUACCCCAAUAAUGUUGAGAGAGGCGGCAGGUACACAACCCAAGGUUUAUGCACGAUAUGAGUUUGGGAGGGAGGUUAGCGAGGAUUUAGCUGGUAGGUCCAUCUUUGAUUAUGGUUUAUGGUUUCUGGGUGUCUGCUCGAAGUAGAAUGUGAAGGAGUGGGAUGGAGGGUGCAGUGUGAUUGUCAGAGUGGCUGGAAGACGUCGAGUAAGGAGGGGGUGAUUUAGAUAUUGUGUUGUAAAGAGUGCAAGCUGGAGCGGGGUGAAGAUAAAUGGCCAUGUGUUGGGAUGCAGAUUGCCGUUAAGGGCUUCAGUUAUCAAUUGGACUGAGAUGAGAAAGGAUGCCGGAGGAACAGCAUUCAAUCGCAUUCACUAGAGGAAAAAUGCUAACCUAAGCGCAACAGGAUUGUCAGAUAAAGAAAUCGAAGAAAAGGUCACAGGAUUAGUCCAGCAAUAAGUAGGAGUUUGCUAGCGAGGUCGGGUUGCGGAACUAUUAAAUGGGAGACAUAAAUGGAGUCAUGAAAUGAGAAGCAUAAAAUGAGAGUUUUGUGAUGGGCAAAGAAAGUAGAAGCAAGGAGUCGUUGUACAUAUCCCGUGGAUGAGACGAAGAUAGAGCUCUGGAAAGAGAUGCUAAAUAAGCAUUAUGUUACGAACUCAUGA